Messenger RNA from Marmota flaviventris (yellow-bellied marmot), 1959 nucleotides. Lineage: Eukaryota; Metazoa; Chordata; Mammalia; Rodentia; Sciuridae. The record is from RefSeq and is a predicted model, not a curated record.
GCCCCAGCCAGCAGCCCAGACUCCAGACAGAAGCCCUGCAGCUGAUUCGGCCCUCCUGCUGCUGACAGCUCAAAGUUCAGUGACAGGGUCUCCAUAGAUUGGCCAAGCCAGCCUCGAGCCUGCGAUCCUCCCGAAAUUUCAGGAGUUCAUCACGGCGCAGGGCUUGCAAGAGGGAUUGUUAAAACAACUUGGCAGUGGCCUCGGAUAUUCCCUUAUCUCCAUGCGUUCAUUUGUUCAUUCCACAAGUAUCUGCAAUACCUACUCUAUCCCAAGCACUGAUCCAGGAGCCAGCAGGAUCCAGAACAAGUUUCCUCUUCUGACUUGGGAACAUGGAGACCCUUCCUUCUCCCACAUUAAAAUUAAGCCAGAGAAUGCACUUGAAGCCCUAAGCACCGGGUCCUUGGUUCCAGACUACAACUGCAGAGCUCCACAGGUUUUGUCCCCUCCCCCGGCCACCCUCCUUCCGCCUUGGGCUUGGGAGACAGCCGGGAAAGCGGAAAGACCUGGGGAGAGGCGUGGCACCUCUGCCACCUGGCUGAGAGCACCUGCGGGAAUUCCCCUCAAGCCAAUCUUCCGGCUGCUGGAGCCCCCUGAAGGUCAGGUAGGCGGCGCGAUCCUCCCCUGCUCUAGACACUCCGGAAUCACGCCAGGCGAGCCAGUAAUGGCUAGCCCUCGGCACCCGUUGUCUGUGCGCGCGGUGGCUCUGGUGCAGGUGCAGCGGCUCCAGACGUUCGCGUUUUCCCUUCGCUGGUCUGACGGCAGCAACACCUUUGUGCGCAGGAGCUGGGGCGAGUUCAGACAGCUCCAAAAGACCCUCAAGGACACCUUUCCGGUGGAGGCGGGCCUGCUGCGGAGAUCUGACCGAAUUCUUCCUAGGCUUCCUGGUCAGGCCACAAGGGUCCCAGGGGAGCGGGGAAGGCAGAGCCUGGCGCAGGACGGGACACCACAGCCCAUAUUUCUUGUGCCCACAGACACACCACUGCUAGUGCGAGGGGGGCGCACGGGCCGCGGCCUAGCACGCCUGCGGCUGCUGGAUACCUAUGCACAAGCGCUGUUGGCCACUGCUGAGCGGGUAUCUAGGAGCCUGGCACUCACCAACUUCUUUGCACCGCGACCCCUGGACCUGGAGCCCGUGCUGCCUCCUGGAAGCCUGGUGAUCCUGCCUGCCCCAGAGGAGCCUUUAUCACAACCCACCGACAGUCUUGCCAUCCACAACCUGGAGGCUCAGAGGCUUCGCUGCCUGCAGCCCUUUCGCACCCAGGAUACACAGGGCAGGCCUUUCCUUGCAGGGGCCCAGGAAAGCCUGGAUGUGCUGCUGCGACACCCCUCAGGUUGGUGGCUGGUGGAAAAUGAGGACCUACAGACAGCCUGGUUUCCAGCUCCCUACCUGGAGGAGGUGGCCCUAAGCCAGGACAAAGAGGCAGGCCUGACCCUGGGAACCAUUGGGACCCAGUUCUGUGCUUCCCGUGCCUAUGAAGGCAGCCGUGAUGAUGAGCUCUCAGUGCCUGUGGGGGCACGAGUUUGUGUGCUACAAACUUCAGACCGUGGCUGGUGGCUCUGCAGAUAUAGUGGCAAGACCGGUCUGCUCCCAGCAGUGCUGCUGCAGCCUGAAGGGCUGGGUUCACUCCUGAGUGGGACAGGGAUACUUGGUGAGGACACGGCAGAGGAGGCCACUACUACUCCCCCUGCUGUGCCCACCCGCCCGCCAUUGAGUGCCAUCCAGAGCCGCUGCUGUACCAUUACCCGCAGGGCACUGGGGAGGGCUCCAGGACCCCUGGGCCCUCCAUGAGUGUGUAUAUGACCCUGCCAGGAGACUUGCAAUGUACGAUGAUCCCGACCCAAAGAGUGGCUGACAGUAGUUCCCCAGCACUGGAUAAGUAAGGGUGGGACUCCCAAUCUGGCAGGUCAAGAGGGUCCACUUUCCCAUUUCCUUUGAGUAAAAACUUCUGAAUGUCUCAA